Messenger RNA from Odocoileus virginianus texanus, 14295 nucleotides. NCBI's taxonomy places the organism in Eukaryota, Metazoa, Chordata, Mammalia, Artiodactyla, Cervidae. The record is from RefSeq and is a predicted model, not a curated record.
AUGCCGGUGCAGGUACAGCCCUUCCACUCGGGGCCCCGGGCUUGGCAGGAAUUGGAGAGUUUGACACAGUCAUUGUGUGGUGCCCCGCAGGUGACCCACGGGCUGCGGGCGUAUGAUGGCUUGUCCCUGCCGGAGGACGCAGAAACGGUCACAGCCGGCCGGGCCGGCUGGAGCCACUCCGACCUUUCUGAUGACGAGGACUUCCUGGCUGAUGAGGCCUCCGGAGAUGGUGUGGGCAGCGGCGACCUGGGCAGCGGGGACUUCCAGAUGGUUUAUUUCCGAGCGCUGGUAAAUUUCACUCGCUCCAUCGACUAUAGCCCUCAGCUGGAGGACGCAGGCUCCGAGGAGUUCCGAGAGGUGUCGGAGGCUGUGGUAGACACGCUGGAGUCAGAGUACCUGAAGAUUCCUGGAGACCAGGUUGUCAGUGUGGUGUUCAUCAAAGAACUGGACGGCUGGGUCUUCGUGGAGCUGGAUGUGGGCUCGGAAGGGAAUGCCGACGGGGCUCAGAUUCAGGAGGUGCUGCACGGCGUCAUCUCCAGCGGCUCCAUCGCCUCCUACAUCACCUCUCCCCAGGGAUUCCAGUUCCGACGCCUGGGCACAGUGCCCCAGGUCCCCAGAGCCUGCACCGAGGCGGAGUUCGCCUGCCACCGCUAUAAUGAGUGUGUGGCCCUGGAGUUCCGCUGUGAUCGGAGGCCUGACUGCAGGGACAUGUCUGAUGAGCUCGAUUGUGAGGAGCCGAUGCCCACACUCAGCUCCCAGCCGCCCCCUCUGGUGGCCACCCCACCGGUACCAGUCCGGCCAGAGACACCCCCCGACCAGCAGCGCCCAGCCACCCCGGCCCCCCAGGCCGCGCUGCCCAGCCCAGGCAGGCCCGUGCCCUGCGGGCCCCACGAGGCUGCGUGUCACAGCGGGCACUGCAUCCCCAAAGACUACGUGUGUGACGGGCAAGAGGACUGCACGGAUGGCAGCGAUGAAGUGGACUGUGGCCCCACCCCGCCCUGUGAGCCCAACGAGUUCCCCUGUGGAAACGGGCACUGUGCCCUCAAGCUCUGGCGCUGCGACGGCGACUUUGACUGUGAGGACCACACCGACGAGGCCGACUGCCCUGUCAAGCGCCCCGAGGAUGUCUGUGGGCCCACCAAGUUCCGCUGCGUGUCCACAAACACCUGCAUCCCAGCCAGCUUCCACUGCGACGAGGAGAGCGACUGUCCGGACCGCAGCGACGAGUUUGGCUGCAUGCCUCCCCAGGUGGUGACCCCUCCCCAGGAGUUGAUCCAGGCUUCCCGGGGCCAGACGGUGACCUUCACCUGCGUGGCCAUUGGCGUCCCCACCCCUAUCAUCAACUGGAGACUCAACUGGGGCCACAUCCCCUCGCAUCCCAGGGUGACAGUGACCAGUGAGGGCGGCCGCGGCACACUGACCAUCCACGAUGUGAAGGAGGCAGACCAGGGCGCCUACACCUGCGAGGCCAUGAACGCCCGAGGCAUGGUGUUCGGCAUUCCCGACGGCGUCCUGGAGCUCAUCCCGCAGCGGGGUCCCUGCCCUGACGGGCACUUCUACCUGGAGCACAGUGCCUCCUGCCUGCCCUGCUUCUGCUUCGGCGUCACCAACGUGUGCCAGAGCAGCCGCCGCUUCCGGGACCAGAUCCAGCUGCGCUUUGACCAGCCCAACGACUUCAAGGGUGUGAACUUGACGAUGCCCGCGCAGCCUGGCAUGCCACCCGUCUCCUCCACCCAGCUGCAGAUCGACACCGCUCUGCAGGAGUUCCAGCUGGUCGACCUGUCCCGACGCUUCCUAGUCCACGACUCCUUCUGGGCUCUGCCUGAGCAGUUUCUGGGCAACAAGGUGGACUCCUACGGGGGCUCCCUGCGCUAUAGGGUGCGCUAUGAGCUGGCGCGCGGCUCGCUGGAGCCAGUGCAGCGGCCGGAUGUGGUCCUUGUGGGCGCCGGCCACCGCCUGCUCUCCCGGGGCCACACACCCACCCAGCCGGGGGUUCCGAACCAGCGCCAGGUCCAGUUCUCUGAGGAGCACUGGGUCCACGAGUCCGGCCGGCCGGUGCAGCGCGCGGAGAUGCUGCAGGUGCUGCGGAGCCUGGAGGCAGUGCUCAUCCAGACCGUGUACGACCACAAGAUGGCCAGCGUGGGGCUGAGUGACGUCGCCAUGGAUACCACCGUCACCGUCCCCACCAGCCGCGGCCGCGCCCACAGCGUCGAGGAGUGCAGAUGCCCCGUCGGCUAUUCCGGCUUGUCCUGUGAGAGCUGUGACGCCCACUUCACCCGGGUGCCCGGGGGGCCCUACCUGGGCACCUGCUCUGGCUGCAACUGCAAUGGCCAUGCCAGCUCUUGUGACCCUGUGUAUGGCCACUGCCUGAACUGUCAGCACAACACGGAGGGACCUCAGUGCAACAAGUGCAAGGCGGGCUUCUUCGGGGAUGCCACCAAGGCCACAGCCACGGCCUGCCGGCCCUGCCCGUGCCCGUACAUCGACGCCUCCCGCAGGUUCUCAGACACCUGCUUCCUGGACACGGAUGGCCAAGCCACGUGUGACGCGUGUGCUCCAGGCUACACGGGCCGCCGCUGUGAGAGCUGUGCUGCCGGCUACGAGGGCAACCCCAUCCAGCCCAAUGGGAAGUGCAGGCCCACCAACCAGCAGAUUGUGCGCUGUGAUGAGCGAGGCAGCACUGGGUCCUCCGGGGAGGCCUGUCUCUGCAAGAACAAUGUGGUGGGGCGCCUCUGCAACGAGUGUGUGGCCGGCUCUUUCCACCUGAGCGCCCGCAACCCCGAUGGCUGCCUCAAGUGCUUCUGCAUGGGCGUCAGUCGCCAGUGCACCAGCUCCUCCUGGCGCCGUGCCCAGGUGCUGGGGGCCUCCGAGGAGCCCACUCGGUUCAGCCUGACCAACCCCGCGGGCACCCACAACGCCAGCGAGGGAAUCUCAUCGCCCUCGCCCGGGGAACUGGUCUUCUCCUCCUUCCACAGCCUGCCGCCUGGGCCCUACUUCUGGAGCCUCCCUUCACGCUUCCUGGGGGACAAGGUGACCUCCUAUGGUGGAGAGCUGCGCUUUACGGUGACCCAGCGGCCCCAGCCUGGCUCCGCACCCCUGCAUGGGCACCCGCUGGUGGUCCUGCAGGGCAAUAACAUCGCCUUGGAACACCACGCCUCCCAGGAGCCCAGCUCCGGUCAGCCCAGCACCUUCACCGUGCCCUUCUGGGAGCAAGCGUGGAGGCGGCCUGACGGGCAGCCGGCCACGCGGGAGCACCUGCUGAUGGCCCUGGCGGACGUCGACACCCUCCUGAUCCAGGCAUCCUACACCCAGCGGCCAGCUGAGAGCAGGGUCUCCGGCAUUAGCAUGGAUGUGGCCGUGCCCGAGGACACUGGCCAGGACCCUGCGCUGGAGGUGGAGCAGUGUACCUGCCCGCCUGGGUACCGCGGUCCGUCCUGCCAGGACUGUGACGCGGGCUACACACGCAUGCCCAGCGGCCUCUACCUGGGCACCUGCGAACGCUGCAGCUGCCACGGCCACACCGAGGUCUGCGAGCCCGAGACGGGCGCCUGCCAGGAGUGUCAGCACCACACAGAGGGCCCCCGAUGUGAGCGGUGCCAGCCCGGGUACUACGGGGACGCCCAGCGUGGGACACCACACGACUGCCAGCCGUGCCCCUGCCACGGAGCGCCCGCUGCCGGCCAAGCCACCCACACUUGCUUUCUGGACACAGACGGCCACCCCACCUGUGAUGCGUGUUCCGCAGGCCACAGCGGGCGUCACUGUGAGAGGUGUGCACCAGGUUACCACGGCAACCCCAGCCAGGGCCAGCCCUGUCGAAGAGGCGACGGCCAGUCGCCGGAGCAGAUCGGCUGUGGCUGCGACCCCCAGGGCAGCGUUAGCAACCAGUGUGACGCUGCUGGACAGUGCCAGUGCAAGGCCCAGGUGGAAGGCCUCACCUGCAGCCAGUGCCGGCCCCACCACUUCCAUCUGAGCGCCAGCAACCCGGACGGCUGCCUGCCCUGCUUCUGCAUGGGCGUCACCCAGCAGUGCGCCAGCUCCUCCUACACUCGCCACCUGAUCACCACCCGCUUUGCCCCCGGGGACUUCCAAGGCUUUGCCCUGGUGAACCCACAGCGGAACAGCCGCCUGACCGCAGGCUUCACUGUGGAACCGGUGACCGAGGGCACCCAGCUGUCUUUCGGCAACUUUGCCCACCUUGGCCAUGAGUCCUUCUACUGGCAGCUCCCGGAGACGUACCAGGGAGACAAGGUGGCGGCCUAUGGCGGGAAGCUGCGAUACACCCUGUCCUACACGGCAGGGGCGCAGGGCAGCCCGCUUUCUGACCCCGACGUCCAGAUCACGGGCAACAACAUCAUGCUGGUAGCUUCCCAGCCAGUGCUGCAGGGCCCGGAGAAGAAGAGCUACGAGGUCGUUUUCCGAGAGGAAUUCUGGCGCCGGCCCGACGGACAGCCAGCCACCCGCGAGCACCUCCUGAUGGCGCUGGCCGACCUGGACGAGGUCCUGGUCCGAGCCACCUUCUCCUCCGUGCCGCUGGCGGCCAGCAUCAGCGGGGUCAGCCUUGAGGUCGCCCGGCCCGGCCCCUCCGAGGGCCCCCAGGCCCUGGAGGUGGAGGAAUGCCGCUGCCCCCCAGGCUAUGUCGGCUCGUCCUGCCAGGACUGUGCCCCGGGCUACACGCGCACCGGAAGUGGACUCUACCUCGGCCACUGUGAGCUGUGUGAAUGCAACGGCCACUCAGACCUGUGCCACCCGGAGACCGGGGCCUGCUCACAAUGCCAACACAACGCUGCCGGGGAGUUCUGUGAGCAGUGUGCCCCUGGCUACUACGGAGAUGCCACGGCCGGAACACCCGAGGACUGCCAGCCCUGCGCCUGCCCGCUGACCAACCCAGAGAACAUGUUCUCCCGCACCUGUGAAAGCCUGGGAGCUGGAGGGUACCGCUGCACAGCCUGUGAGCCUGGCUACACCGGCCAGUACUGUGAGCAGUGUGCCCCGGGAUACGUGGGUAACCCCAAUGUGCCAGGGGGCCGGUGCCUGCCGCAGACAGAUCAAGCCCCACUGGUGGUACAGGUCCAUCCAACUCGGAGCGUGGUACCCCAGGGGGGCCCCCACUCCCUGCGGUGCCAGGUCAGUGGGAGCCCACCCCACUACUUCUACUGGUCUCGUGAAGAUGGGCGGCCAUUGCCCAGCAGCACCCAGCAGCGACAUCAAGGCUCGGAGCUGCACUUCCCCAGCGUCCAGCCCUCGGAUGCUGGAGUCUACAUUUGCACCUGUCGGAAUCUCCAUCAUGCCAACACCAGCCGGGCAGAGCUGCUGGUCACUGAGGCUCCCGGCAAGCCCAUCACGGUCACAGUGGAGGAGCAACGCAGCCAGAGCGUGCGCCCCGGAGCCGACGUCACCUUCAUCUGCACGGCCAAGAGCAAGUCUCCGGCUUAUACCCUGGUGUGGACCCGCCUGCAUAAUGGGAAACUGCCAAGCCGAGCCAUGGAUUUCAACGGCAUCCUGACCAUUCGCAACGUACAGCCCAGUGACGCGGGCACCUACGUGUGCACCGGCUCCAACAUGUUCGCCAUGGACCAGGGCACAGCCACGCUGCACGUGCAAGCCUCGGCCACCCCCUCCGCCCCCGUGGUCUCCAUCCACCCGCCGCAGCUCACGGUGCAGCCGGGCCAGACGGCCGAGUUCCGCUGCAGUGCCACGGGGCACCCUGCACCCAGCCUAGAGUGGACAGGCCCUGGUGGCCAGCUCCCUCAGAAAGCCCAGAUGCAUGGUGGCAUCCUGCGCCUGCCAGCCGUUGAGGCCUCGGAUCAAGGCCAGUACCUGUGCCGCGCCCAAAGCAGCGCCGGGCAGCACGUGGCCAGGGCUGUACUACACGUGCACGGGGGCAGCGGGCCCAGGGUCCAGGUGAGCCCAGAGAGGACCCAGGUUCACGAAGGCCGCACCGUCAGGCUGUACUGCAGGGCUGCGGGGGUGCCCAGCGCCACCAUCAGCUGGAGGAAGGAAGGGGGCAGCCUCCCCCCGCAGGCCCGUGCAGAGCGCACAGACAUCGCCACGCUGCUCAUCCCUGCCAUCACGGCCGCCGAUGCCGGCUUCUACCUCUGUGUGGCCACCAGCCCCGCGGGCACCGCCCAGGCCCGGAUUCAAGUGGUGGUCCUUCCAGGUGCCACCACCCCACCGGUCAGGAUUGAGUCCUCCUCACCUUCUGUGACCGAAGGACAGACCCUGGACCUCAACUGCGUGGUGGCAGGGCUGGCCCACACCCAGAUCACGUGGUACAAGCGAGGGGGCAGCCUGCCUCCCCACGCCCAGGUGCACGGCUCCCGGCUGCGUCUGCCCCAGGUAUCACCAGCCGACUCUGGAGAAUACGUGUGCCGAGUGGAGAACGACUCAGGCCCCAAGGAGGCCUCCAUCAUCGUCUCUGUCCUCCACAGCCGCCAUCCGGGCCCCGGCUACACCCCAGCUCCUGGUGGAGCCCCGGCUCCGGGCGGCGCCCAGCCCGUCCGCAUCGAGCCCUCCUCGUCUCACGUGGCCGAAGGGCAGACGCUGGAUCUGAACUGCGUGGUCCCCGGGCAGGCCCAUGCCCAGGUCACGUGGUACAAACGUGGUGGCAGCCUCCCCGCCCGGCACCAGACCCACGGUUCGCUGCUGCGGCUGCACCGGGUGUCCCCGGCUGACUCAGGAGAGUACGUGUGCCGCGUGGUCCUGGGCUCUGGGCCCCUCGAGACCUCCGUCCUAGUCUCCAUCGAGGCCUCCGACGCCGGCACCAUCCCCGCCCCGGGACCUAUCCCGCCCGUCAGGAUUGAGUCCUCGUCCCCCACGGUGGCCGAGGGGCAGACCCUGGACCUGAACUGCGUGGUGGCAGGCCAGGCCCAUGCCCCGGUCACGUGGUACAAACGUGGGGGCACCCUCCCAGCCCGGCACCAGGUGCGUGGCUCCCGCUUGUACGUCUUCCAGGCCUCCCCAGCAGACGCAGGCGAGUAUGUCUGCAGGGCCAGCAACGGUGUGGAGGCCUCCAUCACAGUCACGGUCACCAAGACCCAGGGAGCCAACUUCGCCUACCCUCCGGGCGGCGCCCAGCCCGUCCGCAUCGAGCCCUCCUCGUCUCACGUGGCCGAAGGGCAGACCCUGGAUCUGAACUGCGUGGUCCCCGGGCAGGCCCAUGCCCAGGUCACGUGGCACAAGCGCGGGGGCAGCCUGCCCGUCCGGCACCAGACCCACGGCUCCCUGCUGAGACUCCAUCAGGUGUCCCCAGCCGACUCGGGCGAAUACGUGUGCCGAGUGGUGGGCGGUUCAGUGCCCCUGGAGUCCUCUGUCCUGGUCAGCAUCGAGCCUGCAGACUCUGUGCCUGCACUGGGGGUCACCCCCCCGGUCCGGAUCGAGUCAUCCUCCUCACACGUGGCUGAAGGACAGACCCUGGAUCUGAACUGCCUGGUUUCUGGGCAGCCCCACGCCCAGGUCACAUGGCACAAGCGUGGGGGCAGCCUUCCCGCCCGGCACCAGGUGCACGGCUCCAGGCUGCGGCUGCCCCAGAUGACGCCAGCGGACUCUGGGGAGUACGUGUGCCGCGUGGUCAGCGGCUCAGGCACCCAGGAAGCCUCAGUCCUGGUCACCAUCCAGCAGCGCCGCGGCCCCACCCGCUACCAGAACGUGGUGUACCCCGUCCGCAUCGAGUCCUCCUCUGACUCCCUGGCCAACGGGCGCACCCUGGACCUCAACUGCCUGGUGGCCAGCCAAGCCCCCCAUACCAUCACCUGGUACAAGCGCGGAGGCAGCCUCCCUAGCCGGCACCAGAUCGUGGGCUCCAGGCUCCGGAUCCCCCAGGUGACACCCGCGGACUCGGGUGAGUACGUGUGUCACGUCAGUAACGGCGCCGGCUCCCAGGAGACCUCACUCAUCGUCACCAUCCAGGGUAGUGACUCCUCCCACGUGCCCAGCGUCUCCCCGCCGAUCAGGAUCGAGUCCUCGUCCCCCACGGUGGUCGAAGGGCAGACCCUGGAUCUGAACUGCGUGGUUGCUGGGCAGCCCCAGGCCACCAUCACCUGGUACAGGCGUGGGGGCAGCCUUCCCGCUCGACACCAGGCCCACGGCUCCCACCUGAGGCUGCACCAGAUGUCCGUGGCGGAUUCAGGCGAGUAUGUGUGCCGGGCCAACAACAACAUCGAUGCCCUGGAGGCCUCCAUCAUGGUCUCAGUCUCUCCCGGCACUGGUCGCCCCUCUGGCCCUGGCGGGACCAUGCCCAUCAGAAUCGAGUCGUCAUCUUCACACGUGGCUGAAGGGCAGACCCUGGAUCUGAACUGCGUGGUCCCUGGCCAGGCCCACGCCCAGGUCACGUGGCACAGGCGUGGAGGCAGCCUCCCCGCUCACCACCAGACCCACGGCUCACGGCUGCGGCUGCACCGGGUGUCCCCGGCUGACUCCGGCGAGUACGUGUGCCGCGUGCCCCUCGGCUCGGGGCCUCUGGAGGCCUCCGUCCUGGUCACCAUUGAAGCUUCCGGCUCUGGCACCGUUGUCGUCCCCGCCCCAGGCGGAGUGCCUCCCAUCCGCAUCGAGACCUCCUCCUCCCACGUGGCUGAAGGGCAGACCCUGGAUCUGAAAUGCGUGGUGCCCGGCCAGGCCCACGCCCAGGUCACCUGGCACAGGCGUGGAGGCAGCCUUCCUGCUCGGCACCAGGUCCACGGCCCCCUGCUGAGGCUGAACCACGUGUCCCCCGCCGACUCUGGCGAAUACUCCUGCCAAGUGACCGGCAGCUCAGGCACCCUGGAGGCUUCCGUCCUGGUCACGAUCGAGGCUUCCAGCCCCAGUCCCAUUCCUGCCCCGGGACUCGCCCAGCCCAUCCACAUCGAGGCCUCCUCCUCUCACGUGACCGAAGGGCAGACCCUGGAUCUGAACUGUGUGGUACCCGGGCAGGCCCACGCCCAGGUCACGUGGUACAAGCGCGGGGGCAGCCUGCCCGCCCGGCACCAGACCCACGGCUCCCGGCUACGGCUCCACCACGUCUCCCAGUCUGACUCCGGAGAAUACGUGUGCCGCGUGAUUGACGGGUCAGGGUCCGAGCAGGAAGCCUCCUUCACUGUCACUGUCCCACCCAGUGCGGGGUCCUCCUACCGUCUUAGGAGCCCUGUGAUCUCCAUCGACCCGCCCAGCAGCACCGUGCAGCAGGGCCAGGAUGCCAGCUUCAAGUGCCUCAUCCAUGACGGGGCAGCCCCCAUCAGCCUUGAGUGGAAGACUCGGAACCAGGAGCUGGAGGACAACGUCCGCAUCAGCCCCAACGGCUCCAUCAUCACCAUCGUGGGCACCCGGCCCAGCAACCACGGUGCCUACCGCUGCGUGGCCUCCAAUGCCUACGGCGUGGCCCAGAGUGUCGUGAACCUCAGCGUACACGGGCCCCCUACGGUGUCCGUGCUCCCCGAGGGCCCUGUGCGCGUGAAGCUGGGGAAGGACGUCACCCUGGAGUGUGUCAGUGGCGGGGAGCCCCGCUCGUCCGCUCGCUGGACCCGGAUCGGCGCCCCCACCCACUUGGAGCAGCGGGCGCAUGGGCUCCUGGACAGUCACACAGUGCUGCAGAUUUCAUCAGCUAAACCGUCAGAUGCGGGCACCUACGUCUGCCUAGCUCAGAAUGCACUGGGCACAGCACAGAAGCGAGUGGAAGUGAUUGUUGACACGGGCGCCGUGGCCCCAGGGGCCCCCCAGGUCCAGGUGGAAGAAGUCGAGCUGACCGUGGAAGCCGGACACACGGCCACCCUGCGCUGCUCAGCCACAGGCAGCCCCAAGCCCACCAUCCAUUGGUCCAAGCUGCGCUCCCCGCUGCCCUGGCAGCACCGGCUGGAAGGUGACACGCUCAUCAUCCCGCGGGUGGCCCAGCAGGACUCGGGCCAGUACAUCUGCAACGCCUCCAGCCCAGCCGGGCACGCGGAGGCCACCGUCGUCUUGCACGUAGAGAGCCCGCCCUACGCCACCACCGUCCCAGAGCAGGCCUCGGUGAGAGCCGGGGAGGCCGUGCAGCUGCAGUGCCUGGCUCACGGGACGCCCCCGCUGACCUUCCAGUGGAGCCGCGUGGGGGGCCACCUCCCGGCGGGGGCCGUCGCCAGGAACGAGCUGCUCCUGUUCGAGGCUGCGGCCCCCGAGGACUCGGGCCGCUAUCGCUGCCAGGUCACCAACAAGGUGGGCUUGGCCGAGGCCUUCGCCCAGGUGCUCGUCCGAGGCCCCUCCGGCUCUCUCCCCGCCACGCCCACACCAGCAGGACCCGCACCCACCGUCCAGGUCACGCCUCAGCUGGAGACCAAGAGCAUAGGGGCCAGCGUGGAGUUCCACUGUGUUGUGCCCAGCGACCCAGGCACCCAGCUCCGCUGGGUCAAGGAAGGGGGUCCGCUGCCUCCGGGCCACAGCGUGCACGAUGGGGUGCUCCGAAUCCAGAACUUGGACCAGAAUUGCCAAGGAACCUAUGUGUGCCAGGCCCAGGGGCCAUGGGGACAGGCCCAGGCCAGUGCCCAGCUGGUUGUCCAAGCUCUGCCAUCCGUGCUCAUCAACAUCCGGACCUCUGUGCAGUCCGUGGUGGUCGGCCAUGCCGUGGAGUUCGAGUGCCUGGCCCUGGGGGACCCCAAGCCCCAGGUGACGUGGAGCAAAGUGGGCGGGCGCCUGCGGCCGGGCAUCGUGCAGAGUGGAGGUGUCGUCAGGAUCGCGCACGUGGAGCUGGCUGACGCAGGGCAGUACCGCUGCACCGCCACCAACGCCGCGGGCACCACCCAGUCCCACGUGCUGCUGCUCGUCCAGGCCUUGCCCCAGAUCUCAACGCCCCCUGAGGUCCGCGUGCCCGCGGGUUCUACAGCUGUCUUCCCUUGCAUGGUGUCUGGCUACCCCGCUCCUGAAAUCACCUGGAGCAAGGUGGACGGGAACCUGCCGCCCGACAGCCGCCUGGAGAACCACAUGCUGCUGCUGCCCUCGGUGCGGCCCCAGGACGCGGGCACAUAUGUCUGCACCGCCUCCAACCGCCAGGGCAAGGUCAAGGCCUUCGCCCAGUUGCAGGUGCCAGAGCGCGUGGUACCCUACUUCACGCAGACCCCCUACUCCUUCCUGCCGCUGCCCACCAUCAAGGACGCCUACAGGAAGUUUGAGAUCAAGAUCACCUUCCGGCCGGACUCUGCGGACGGGAUGCUGCUAUACAACGGGCAGAAGCGGAUCCCAGGGAGUCCCGCCAACCUGGCCAACAGGCAGCCCGACUUCAUCUCCUUCGGCCUCGUGGGCGGGAGGCCCGAGUUCCGGUUUGACGCAGGCUCGGGCAUGGCUACCAUCCGCCACCCCACGCCACUGGCCCUGGGCCAGUUCCACACCGUGACCCUGCUGCGCAGCCUCACCCAGGGCUCCCUGAUCGUGGGCAGCCUGGCGCCGGUCAACGGCACCUCGCAGGGCAAGUUCCAGGGCUUGGACCUGAACGAGGAGCUCUACCUGGGCGGCUACCCCGACUACGGCGCCAUCCCGAAGGCAGGGCUGAGCAGCGGCUUCGUAGGCUGUGUCCGAGAGCUGCGCAUCCAAGGCGAGGAGAUCGUCUUCCACGACCUCAACCUCACGGCCCACGGCAUCUCCCACUGCCCCACCUGUCGGGACCGGCCCUGCCAGAACGGAGGCCAGUGCCAGGACUCGGAGAGCAGCAGCUAUGUGUGCGUGUGCCCGGCCGGCUUCACCGGGAGCCGCUGUGAGCACUCACAGGCCCUGCACUGCCACCCAGAGGCCUGCGGGCCUGACGCCACGUGUGUGAACCGGCCCGACGGCCGCGGCUACACCUGCCGCUGCCACCUGGGCCGCUCGGGGUUGAGGUGUGAGGAAGGUGUGACCGUGACCACCCCCGCCCUGGCGGGCACAGACUCCUACCUGGCACUGCCCGCUCUCACCAACACACACCACGAGCUGCGCCUGGACGUGGAGUUCAAGCCGCUGGCACCCGACGGGGUGCUGCUGUUCAGUGGAGGGAAGAGCGGGCCAGUGGAGGACUUCGUGUCCCUGGCGAUGGUCGGGGGCCACCUGGAGUUCCGCUACGAGCUGGGCUCGGGCCUGGCUGUCCUGCGGAGCGCCGAGCCGCUGGCCCUGGGCCGCUGGCAUCACGUGUCCGCGGAGCGUCUCAACAAGGACGGCAGCCUGAGGGUGAACGGCGGGCGGCCCGUGCUGCGCUCCUCGCCCGGCAAGAGCCAGGGCCUCAACCUGCACACUCUGCUCUACCUGGGCGGCGUGGAGCCGUCAGUGCAGCUGCCCCCGGCCACCAACGUCACCGCCCACUUCCACGGCUGUGUGGGUGAGGUGUCAGUGAACGGAAAGCGGCUGGACCUCACCUACAGCUUCCUGGGCAGCCGGGGCGUCGGGCAGUGCUACGACGGCUCGCCGUGUGAGCGCCAGCCCUGUCGCCACGGCGCCACAUGCAUGCCCGCGGGCGAGUAUGAGUUCCAGUGUCUGUGUCGAGACGGCUUCAAAGGAGACCUCUGCGAGCACGAGGAGAACCCUUGCCGGCUCCGUGAGCCCUGUCUACACGGGGGCACCUGCCAGGGCAUCCUCUGCCUCUGUCCUCCCGGCUUCUCGGGCCCACGCUGCCAGCACAGCUCUGGGCACGGCAUGGUGGAGCCCGACUGGCAUCUUGAAGGCAGCGGGGGCAACGAUGCCCCCGGGCAGUACGGAGCCUACUUCUAUGACAACGGCUUCCUUGCUCUCCCAGGCCGCGUCUUCUCCAGGAGCCUCCCUGAGGUGCCUGAGACCAUUGAGCUGGAGGUUCGGACCAGCACAGCCAGUGGCCUCCUGGUCUGGCAGGGCGAGGAGACGGGGCAGUCUGGCCGAGGCAAGGACUUCAUCAGCCUUGGGCUUCAGGACGGGCACCUCGUCUUCAGCUACCAGCUGGGCAGCGGGGAGGCCCGCCUGGUCUCUGAAGACCCCAUUAACGACGGCGAGUGGCAUCGUGUGACGGCGCUGCGAGAGGGCCAGAGAGGCUCCAUCCAGGUGGACGGAGAGGAGCUGGUGAGUGGCCAGUCCCCAGGCCCGAACGUGGCGGUCAACACCAAGGGCAGCAUCUACAUUGGCGGAGCCCCGGACGUGGCCGUGCUGACCGGGGGUAGGUUCUCUUCGGGCAUCACAGGCUGCAUCAAGAACCUGGUGCUGCACUCCUCCCGGCCCGGCGGCUCCCCCCCACAGCCAGUGGACCUGCAGCACCGUGCCCAGGCGGGGGCCAACACACGCCCCUGCCCUUCGUAGGCGCGGCCCGCCCUGCACGGACUCCCGGGCCGCACCCCAGCCCCGCAACGGCGACUAUAUUAUUAUUAAUAUUAUUAUGAUGAUGAUGAUGAAUAUUUUGUAAGAAACUGAGGCGAUGCCACGCUUUGCUGCUACUGCCCUGGGCUGGACUGGCGGGUGGGCACGCCACCCCCCGCCCCCACCCAAGCACACCUGGGCAGAGCCACAGGCUGCGGGCACAGCAGACACACCAGAGCCGGCGCCUCGGGGGCCACCAGGACUCGGGGUGAAGUGCGGCGGCUCAGUGGGGUCAGAUCCACCCCCACCAACGGAGCCCCUGACCAAGGCAGCGCUGGGCCGCCCCUUCGUUCAGCCCCGGGGUGGCGGCCGUCAUUUCUGCGGAGCCAGCCUCGGCUUCCAGCCCGGCACCUUGCCAGCCACCUUGGAGCCUCACCAGCUACCCGGAGUGGAGGGCAUCAAUUGGCCUUGGCCACCCUCCUCUGGGUUGGGCAGGCUCUCUAGUGCCAACUGUGGAGCAAAAGGCAGCUCACCCCUGGGCAGGCACCCCCACCCCGCCUCCAGCCCACGUCCUAGCCCCGAUCCACCCCCACCAGACCAGCCGGGCCCCCGGCCCCUGGCAGCCUUCCCCUCCCACCAAGCCCUCCUCCCCCCCCCCCCCCCCCCCACCAACCCCACACCUAGCCCAGGGCCCCCAGCCCUCAAGGGGCUGCAAGGGAAACUCCACCCAACUCGUACCAGGAGCUGCUAGAGGCAGAGCCCAGCACUGAGAGGGGCUCCCUGCCCGCGCCAGGCCACGUCCCCCCCACGGAUCUGGAAGUGAAGGCCCAGGGGACGUGGGGGGAGGAGGCCUUGGUGGUCAGAAAGAGUAAGUGCCUUGGGUGGGGGGAGCUGGGACGCACGACUGGGAGGGACAGGGAGAGGACGUGAUCGUCCUGCCCCAUCUGAGGGCCCGCCCCGCCAGCAGUCCCCCCAGACGUGGGGCCGGGACGCCUGGCCUCUGUGUCCUAGAAGGGACCCUCCUGUGGUCUUUGUCUUGAUCUUUCUUAAUAAACGGUGCUAUCCCCGCCA